CUGAGAUGUGUCUUAACGCGUAGUGAUUUCAGCCACAUAUCCAUCUCUCUCUCUAAGCGCCAUGGCGUCCAACCCUCAGUUUGAGACUCUACGCUUUCGUAGGCCUGACAAGGCUUCACCGAAGCCGCAAAAUGGCAGUCCGGCCAAGGCUGACGUCAACAAGGGAAUGCUGCAGGACCAAGUUCGCAGACAUUUUGUGAAGUCAGCAUGGACUCCCAAUUUCACGAAGGCACUCCAACUGUUGCUGCUCGUACGAGUGAGCGCGGCCAUGUAUGCUAAUAUCCAAGACUGCGACGAAGUAUUCAACUUCUGGGAGCCCCUUCAUUACCUUGAUCAAGGAUAUGGAUUUCAGACCUGGGAGACUUCGCCCGCGCAUGCAAUCCGGAGUUGGGCGUAUGUGGUGGUCCAUCUGCUGCCUGCGCGUAUCGGUGCUUUGUUUACAGGAGAGAAGAGAGCGGCAUUUUUCGCCGUUAGGAUCUUCCUUGCCGUCAUCUCCUCAUUAUGCGAGACCCAGUUCUACAGGACCGUCGUGGAGAAGGUGAACCGGAAAGUUGGUCGAUACCUGUUCUUCUUAUUGCUCUUCAGCACUGGGAUGUGGAAUGCUUCAAUAGCUUUCCUACCAUCAUCCUUUGCUAUGUAUGCUAGCAUGCUUGCAUUUUCGUACGCUAUGGAGCCCGCCAGCACGAAGAGCAAGCAGCGCACACUUUAUGCUACCCUCUGUUUCGCUGCUGGAGCUAUCGUUGGCUGGCCUUUCGCGCUGGCCCUUUCGCUGCCUUUCGUGGUCGAGGAACUGUUCGUUUUCAGCGGUGACCGUGUUCCGGCAGACAUGUACCAAACAUGGCUUAAGCGAAGAUGGUCGAACUUCGCUAGUGCAGUGGCUACCUCGGCACUCUUAUUCGUCCCGGUUGUGGCCAUCGACAGUCUUGCUUACGGACGCCUGACCCUUGUACCUUGGAACAUUAUCCGAUACAAUAUUUUCGGCGGCUCCAUCCGUGGUCCUGAAUUGUAUGGCACGGAACCGUGGACUUUCUACUUCAGAAAUCUGCUUCUGAAUUUCAACGUCGCAGUCCCUCUCGCCUAUGCCGUCUUACCUGCGUUGGCGAUUACGUAUGUCGCAGAUCGUAGGCGGUUGGGUUCUUAUACGCCAUCUCUCGAGCAGAGCUCCCCUUUCACGGUCCUUGCGCUAAGACUGGCACCCUUGUACGUUUGGACAGCUAUCCUCACCCUCCAGCCGCAUAAAGAAGAAAGAUUUAUGUUCCCGGGUUAUCCACUCAUAUGCUUCAACGCCGCGGUCGCUCUUUAUCUCAUCCGAGGCUGGAUAGAGGUUGCAUUUAUUAAGGUCACAGGUUCACCUUAUCGGGCGUCCACGACGUCCAUAUUCCGGACCUUCACCUCAUCAGUGGUGUUCGCCGCGAUCAUACUUUCGCUCUCCCGGACAGUGGCUCUCUAUCAAUACUAUCACGCUCCCAUAUCCGUCACAUAUCAACUGCAGGGGCAGGAGCUCCCGCGUUUGCUGAAUGUCACUGGCUUCUUACCGCCAAGACCCGCAGAUGUCAAGGAAGAGGAGCUCCCUCGGAUCGACCUGUCGCCUAUAAAGGAGUUCGGUUUGCGAUUAUGUCUGGGCAAGGAGUGGCAUCGCUUCCCUAGCCACUUCCACGUACCCGAUGGGGUGAGAGUGGAUUUCGUCAAGAGCGAGUUCGACGGGUUGCUGCCGGGACACUUCCCUCCUAGCGGUCGGUCGGGUCUCUGGCUUAGGGAAGGCACCAGAUUGGUCCCGGAAGGGUUGAACGACCUGAACAAAGAAGAACACUCGCACUACACUCCGUUGCAUACGUGCGAUUACCUUAUCGACUUGGACUUCCCCGAACACCCCUCGGAAGCACCCCACGAGCCUCGAUAUGCAGUUGACGAACUUGCCUGGGAGCGGAUACACUGUGCACCGUUCCUAGAUGCGAAGCAUUCGCCUGUGCUCUCGCGUGCGCUGUGGUUCCCCGGUGAGAAGUGGCGAAGCCAGAAUUCGUUCGGGGACUACUGCUUGCUAAGGAACAAGUAUUCCGUGCGGAGGAAGGAGCAGGAGAUGUUGAAAGCUGCCCAGGCUGGGGCGUAGAGGGUAUCAUCUAAUCUUUCUCAAAAUGUUCGGCUUUUACAGUCUUAGAGUAAUGGCUUAAUGCACGGUUCCUCAUCUAUGAAUCAGUAUCUGUG
Messenger RNA from Gloeophyllum trabeum ATCC 11539, 2202 nucleotides. RefSeq lists its product as uncharacterized. The record is from RefSeq and is a predicted model, not a curated record. Gene Ontology annotation, molecular function: alpha-1,2-mannosyltransferase activity. Gene Ontology annotation, cellular component: endoplasmic reticulum membrane. The coding region runs from base 62 to 2107 and encodes 681 amino acids. NCBI's taxonomy places the organism in Eukaryota, Fungi, Basidiomycota, Agaricomycetes, Gloeophyllales, Gloeophyllaceae. The transcript is spliced from 8 exons. Gene Ontology annotation, biological process: protein N-linked glycosylation.